Messenger RNA from Carya illinoinensis, 774 nucleotides. Its product is annotated as secreted RxLR effector protein 161-like. The transcript has 2 exons. Lineage: Eukaryota; Viridiplantae; Streptophyta; Magnoliopsida; Fagales; Juglandaceae. The record is from RefSeq and is a predicted model, not a curated record. Bases 1 to 774 code for a protein of 257 amino acids.
AUGGAGCAGCUAGAUGGCUGCUCAGAAAAGGGCAAAGAUCAUAUAAUAUGUAGGCUUAAGAAAUCAAUAUAUGGGCUUAAACAAGCUUCCCGACAAUGGUACUUAAAGUUCAAUGAUACCAUUACUGCCUUUGGAUUUAAAGAAAACAUCAUUGAUCGAUGUAUAUAUCUAAAGAAUGUCCUAAAACUGAGUGGGAGCUUAAAGAAAUGGCAAAAAAUCCCCUAUGCUUCGGUUGUGGGAAGCUUGAUAUAUGCACAGAUUUGCACAAAACCAUACAUUAGUUUUGCAAUUGGCAUGCUUGGGCGUUACCAGAGUAACCCAGGGAUGUCUCAUUGGAAAGCAGCGAAGAGGGUAUUGCGAUACCUGCAAGGAACUAAGGAUUAUCAGUUUACCUUUAGGAGGACUGACAACUUAGAGGUAACUGGAUACUCAAACUUUGAUUUUGCCAGUUGCUCUGAUAGUAGGAAAUCUACUUCAGGAUAUGUUUUCCUACUAGCUGGUGGAGGGAUCUCAUGGAAAAGUAUGAAACAAACUAUCACUGUUUCUUUAACAAUGGAGGCUGAGUUUGUGGCGUGCUUUGAGGCCACAGUGCAUGGCUUAUGGCUGAGGAACUUUAUCUUAGAGCUUGGAGUUGUCGACUCUAUAGCCAGGCCGCUGAGAAUUUAUUGUGAUAAUUCCUUUGCAAUAUUUUUCUCCAAAAAUGAUAGGUAUUCUAAAGGUACUAAACACAUGGAGCUCAAAUACCUGAGUGUCAAGGAGGAAGUACAGAAAUAA